Molecule: messenger RNA, 2916 nt
Organism: Betta splendens (Siamese fighting fish)
Lineage: Eukaryota; Metazoa; Chordata; Actinopteri; Anabantiformes; Osphronemidae
Product: NACHT, LRR and PYD domains-containing protein 12-like
Exons: 6
Coding region: 618-2507 (629 amino acids)
Molecular function (GO): protein binding
Source: RefSeq, a predicted model, not a curated record
UUAAACAUCCCCCUGGUAAAUACAGACGCAUCAGAACAGUGUUGACCAAUGGAAUCGCUGGGAUUGGAAAAACAGUCCUUGUUCACAGGUUUGUGUUGGACUGGGCCCAACAAAGGUCCAAUCAAGACGUACAUCUGAUUUUCCCCUUCACCUUCCGUCGGCUGAAUCCACUGAAGGGACAGAAGUUUAGUUUAUCUGAGCUCAUUCAUGAAUGUAUCCCAGAAACUGAGUCCAUCAGCCUGGAGGCUCUGAAUUACAUCUUUACACAUCUACAGUCAUCAGGAAACAGCAACUAUGACAAGAGCAAGUUCAAACUUCUCUUUGUGUUUGAUGGACUGGACGAGAGUCGCCUCCAACUGGACUGUAGCACCAGUAAGAAGAAGACGGGUCAACGUGACGUCACAGAGUCCACCUCAGUGGAAGAGCUGCUGACAAACCUCAUCAGAGGAAAACUACUGCGCUCUGCUCGCAUCUGGAUCACCACACGACCUGCAGCAGCCAAUCAGAUUCGUAGAGACUUUGUUGAGGUGGUGACGGAGGUCAGAGGGUUCACUGACCCACAGAAGGAGGAGUUCUUCAGGAAGAGAUUCACAGAUGAGGAGCAGAGCAACACAAUCAUGUCCCACAUCAAGACGGCACGAAGCCUCCACAUCAUGUGCCACAUCCCAGUCUUCUGCUGGAUCACUGCUACGGUUCUGGAGGAUCUGAUGAAAACCAGAGAGGAGGGAGAGCUGCCCAAGACCCUGACGGAGAUGUACGCAGAGUUCCUGGGGUUUCAGAUGGAUCGGACUAAAGACAAGUACGGACCAGAACAGAGCAGCAACUACAUCAAGUCAUUGGCUAAACUGGCUUUUAAGCAGCUGGUAAAGGGAAACUUGAUCUUCUAUGAGGAAGAUCUGAAAGAGAGCGGCAUCGAUGUCAGUGGAGCCUCAGUGUGUUCAGGAGUGUUCACAGAGAUCUUUAAACAGGAGCGGGGGAGAAAAACCAAGGACAAGAUGUUCAGCUUUGUUCAUCUGAGCGUUCAGGAGUUUCUGGCUGCUGUUCACAUGAUGAUCUGUUACACCAACAGGAAGAUGGAGACAUUGAAGAACUUCCUGAAAGACCACAGUUCUGCUCUGGAUGUUGUCCUAAGUAGAACCAUUUUUAAAUCCCUCCUCAGUCCAAGUGGCCACCUGGACCUGUUUGUUCGCUUCCUUCAUGGCCUCUGUCUGGAGUCCAACCAGAGAAUCUUAGGAGGUUUGCUGGGUCACACAAAGAUCAGUCCACAAACCAUCCAGAGAAUCAUUAACAACCUGAAGAAGAUGAACAGUGAAAGAAUCUGUCCAGACAGAAGCAUCAACAUCUUCCACUGUCUGAUGGAGAUGAACGACCACUCAGUCCAUCAGCAGAUCCAAGAGUUCCUGAAGUCAGAGAACAGAUCAGAGAAGGAACUCUCCUUGAUCCAGUGCUCAGCUCUGGCCUACAUGCUGCAGAUGUCAGAGGAGGUUCUGGAUGAGAUAGACCUGAAAAGGUACAACACAUCAGUGGAGGGACGACGGCGACUAAUCCCAGCUGUGAGGAACUGCAGAAAGUUUAAACUUUCAGACUGUGGACUCACAGAGACUCACUGUGAAGUUGUCGCCUCAGCUCUGAAGUCCAACCCGUCACAUCUGACACAUCUGGACCUGAGCUUCAACUUUCUGCAGGACUCAUCAGUGAAGGUUCUGUGUGCUGGACUGGAGAGUCCUCAUUGUCGACUGGAGACUCUGAGAUUGAGUGACUGCAGUUUGUCAGAGAUCAGCUGUGAUUCUCUGGUCUCGGCUCUGAAGUCCAACCCGUCACAUCUGACACAACUGGAACUGAGCUACAACAAACUGAAGGAUUCAGGAGUGAAGCAUCUUUGUGGUUUUCUGGAGAGUCGUCACUGUGGACUGGAGACUCUGAGACUGAGUUGCUGCAGUUUGUCAGAGAUCAGCUGUGAUUCUCUGGUCUCAGCUCUGAAGUCCAACCCAUCACAUCUGAAACAACUGGACCUGAGUAACAACCAACUGCAUGAUUCAGGAGUGAAGCAUCUGUGUGGUUUUCUGGAGAGUCGUCGCUGUCGACUGGAGACUCUGAGACUGAUGAGCUGCAGUUUGUCAGAGAUCAGCUGUGAUUCUCUGGUCUCAGCUCUGAAGUCCAACCCGUCACAUCUGACACAACUGGACCUGAGUGGAAACAAGCUGCAGGAUUCAGGAGUGAAGCAUCUGUGUGGUUUUCUGCAAAGUCGUCACUGUCGACUGGAGACUCUGGGAUUGAGUUGCUGCAGUUUGUCAGAAAUCAGCUGUGAUUCUCUGGUCUCAGCUCUGAAGUCCAACCCGUCACAUCUGACACAACUGGACCUGAGUGUUAACAAGCUGCAGGAUUCGUCAGUGAAGUCUCUCCAUGUCCUGGAGCAGAGUCCAGACUAUGGACUGCAGACUCUGAGGUCAGUAGAGGUUGGAGUCAGUCUGUGCUGCUUUCAGCAGUAUUGGACUAAACUCAGUUAGUGUCACAGCAGAGAUCCAGUGUUUCCUGUAAAGCUCCAGUCACUCAUCAAAGUGUCGUAGCAUCAACACUAACUACUGAUCAGGUUCAUGUGUGUCACAGCUCUGAGAUGAGUCUGGCUGAUAGAACCAUGGUUCCAUGUAGUAACCAUGUGGUGCUGGUCCAGAGCAGAACCUCUGCUGAAGUCCAGUCAUCACAUCUGUGUCUGUGUCCUUCUGUCAUUAGUUUGCUCCAAAGCUUCUCAUGUUUCUGUGUCAGCUGAUGUUUCAAAGCAGAGAAGAUGUUGGUCACCACACAGUGACUCUGUCUGUGAUGGACCAACAGGAAGUCGUCUCUAAAGCCAUGACUCAGCAGUUUGUUUCACUGUGGACUGGAGUGAAAUGUGCAGAGUCAGCAGACUUGAUGCUUCAG